This is a messenger RNA of Passer domesticus (house sparrow), 1643 nucleotides long. Its product is annotated as oxidative stress-responsive serine-rich protein 1-like. NCBI's taxonomy places the organism in Eukaryota, Metazoa, Chordata, Aves, Passeriformes, Passeridae. The transcript has 4 exons. The record is from RefSeq and is a predicted model, not a curated record. Bases 655 to 1521 code for a protein of 288 amino acids. Gene Ontology annotation, biological process: cellular response to hydrogen peroxide.
AUCAGCCAGAGAGACUUCUGUCUAAAUUCUGCGUUGUUUUGAGGAUUUGCAGUGUUGGUGGUGAAGGGCAGCACGAUAAAAUAGUCUAAAAACUGGUACUGUAUUUUGAGUAAUGUACUGUGAUUUUAAAACUUUUUACUUUCAUCUUCCUGCUAAGGCUUUGUAAUACAGGAGUUUGCUGUUAAAAAAACCCCAAACUUAUAUAGCCUGAUUUUUUAUUUCCAUUUCAAAGAAUCAUCUGAGGAUGACUUGGGGGCCAAGAAAUAAAAGUGAAGUGAAGACCAUCUGUUUCACCAUAGCAGUUAUACUUGGCUAAGAGAAAAUAUGAAAUAGUAACUUGCUCAGAUGAGCAUCGUGUUGUCAGUGUUUAAGCUGCUUCCUCUCCUGUUUACUCGCUGUGUGACUCAUUGGACACCAUGUGCCUUGAACUUGUUGUGCUCCAUUAUCCUUCUGCGUGUGUCACAAUAGCUGUGUGCAGUCCUGGUGGAGUCACAGCACCGUGAGCAGCCAGAGCAGCAGUGGGGAGGAGAGCUGCCACCUCCAGCUGCAGUGAGAGGGCAAGGGAACAGAGAUUGCCCCAGCCCUCUGCAGGAGUAACUGAGCUUCAGACAAAAAAGCAGUACAUGGUAAUUCUAUCACCUCCUGGCCAUUCCAAUGAUGAAAUCAGAAGCUAAGGAUGGAGAAGAGGAAAGCCUGCAGACAGCAUUCAAAAAGCUGAGAGUUGACACAGCUGGAUGUACCACUUCUCUCUCUGUGGGUGAUGGGACAAGUCCCAGAGCAGUGGUUAGAACAGUGGCAGAUGAAACCAAACCUAAGAAUGUGUGUGCUUCUAAGGAAACCUGGCAUGGGUCUGUGAAGAAGCCCUCGAGAGGAGUUGUGAGAACGCAGCGUCGCAGGCGUUCCAAGUCUCCAAUUCUUCAUCCUCCAAAGUUUAUCCAUUGCAGCACAAAAUCACACUCCACAUGCAGCCAGCUGGUGCAGAAGAGCCAGGCUGAUGCCCAGGAGGACAGCAGUGGCUUUGGGGUGCCAGUCCCAAAGGAAGCAGGUGCACAUGAACACUGCAGCGUCACUCCGGACGUGGGCCACAAGGGAGCUGAUGAGUCUUUGGGAGUUUCUGUGGCACAGUUGACAUCAGAGAACACUCAGGAGAACUCUCCAGCAUCCAAAACAGGCUUAAAGACCACGGAGCUUUCUGACUUCCAGGCUGUGUGCAGGCUGAACUCAAGUGAGCCAUGUGCGUGUGCAGAUAAAGCCUGUCAGUGCAGACUGUGGCGAGAUAUGGAAGUGUACAAAUUCUCUGGCUUGCAGAACACCCUCCCCCUGGCACCUGAUAGAACGGUUUCUGAGGAUCACUCCCAGCCUUUGCCAUCAAGAACUCCCUCAAGUUCUCCACGCUCUUGCUCUGAGCAAGCCAGGGCCUUUGUGGAUGAUGUGACAAUUGAAGAUCUUUCGGGAUACAUGGAGUAUUACUUGUAUAUUCCAAAGAAAAUGUCUCACAUGGCAGAAAUGAUGUACACCUGACAGCAAUGAGCACUAAAACCAGAAGGGUGGCUGGUUUAAAUCUGCCCUCAGGCACAUCAUGUGAAUAUGCAACCCACUCCCUGCUCACUGUGCUUGCAAUAAAAACACUUCUUUGCAUCUCA